Amaranthus tricolor (Joseph's coat) is the source of this 867-nucleotide messenger RNA. Its product is annotated as serine/threonine-protein phosphatase 7 long form homolog. Gene Ontology annotation, biological process: meristem maintenance; meristem development. The transcript has 5 exons. Lineage: Eukaryota; Viridiplantae; Streptophyta; Magnoliopsida; Caryophyllales; Amaranthaceae. Bases 1 to 867 code for a protein of 288 amino acids. The record is from RefSeq and is a predicted model, not a curated record.
AUGUAUGUCAUUUAUAUUGGUCAUAUAAUAUCAAAUUCUAUGAAUAUGUCAAAUAACUUCUCGCACCUCCCUGAAGGUGCUGAUGAGGCUACCGUUGAGAGAUACCCUAAGGCGUAUCUCUUAUAUCUGAUUGGUGCUGUCUUGUUCUCCAACAAGACUGGCAACAGGGUACAACUUUUAUACUUGACAUUGCUUGAUGCGCCAUGGGAGGUCAUCUCCGGUUACAGCUGGGGUUCCGCAGCCCUAGCUUAUCUGUAUAGAAGACUAUGUGAAGCUUCACGGAAGAACGUGAAGGAGAUCGCUGGGCCCCUGAUUACUCUGCAGCUUUGGGCGUGGGAGCACAUUCUCAUUGGGCAACCGAUGAGGAGUGUGGGACGUGGUGCAUUUCCUCCACCAAUUCUUCCACCCCCACAUGUGCCGUAUGGAUCGCGAUGUAGCGGAUCUCCAUCACAGUUCACGCAAGAGUCGGGAGCCCAAGAACUGGUUGGAGAUCAACUAGCGCCAUAUAGCUCGUUGGGAUCACAUGAUGGAGCUACUGGCCCAAGGUGCGUCGAUCGAGGUUGUAGGCGCACCUACUUCGGCGAAUUACAUGUCGUGGUUCCUCUCCAUCACUCGUCGAUGGAUGACACCACGAGGUAUCACCGCGGCAACCCAGUACGCUCCCGCAGCACCGACGAUGAAACACUUUGCACAGGGCCUUGCAUCUGUCAUCAGCUCCACCCAAGAGGAGCCUGUGUGGGAAAUUGCCCAAGGCAUACUCCUAGGGACACAGACACAGUUUUAGCACUUCAUUCCAGAAGUCGCUGUGCCCGACACCAGUAUGGACGAGCAGUGGUCAUCUCCUCAUCAUGCCGACGUUCAUCUUGA